UGCCUGUGCGUGAGCGAGGACCGGCGCUGGGUGGCCACAGCUGACCGGGGGCCGGACCCUCUCGUCAUCGUGUGGGACUCGUACUCGGGGAUCCCCGUGCGCACCAUCUUCGACAGCCACCCGGCCGGCGGCGUCGCGGCCAUCGCCAUCUCCCACGACGCAAAGUACUUGGUCACCAUCGGUGCUGGCGCUGUCCAGAGGGUCUGCGUGUGGAAGUGGACGUGCCCCGCGGGGACGCCCGGGGGCAGGGGGCCGUGCCCCGCGGGGACGCCCGUGUGCAGCGCGGAGCUGCCGCCCGCCGCCGGGCGCCAGGAUUUCGUCGUUUUUAACCCCCAGAACGCCUCCGAGUUUGUCAGCAAUGGUAAAAGCCAGGUGAUAUUUUACCAGUGGAGCGACGCUGCUUUGCAGUUCGGCGCGCCGCCUUUGACGGACAAGACCUUCGGCAAAGCGGUGGGACACUUCAGCCAGUCCGUGUUCCAUUUCAACAACUCGCAAGCGCUGACGGGCACCUCGGCGGGGAAGCUGGGGUUGUGGGGAGCGGUGAAAAAAAAACCCCUCCCCCGGGAGCCGCCGCCGAAGCCGCACACCAUGAAGGCCAUCAAACUGGUGCCCGUGCAGAAGGACGGCAUAACCGUGCUCACCGUGUCGGACAGCUAUUUUGUAACGUGCGACGUCAAAGGCGACGUCAAGUUCUACGACGGGCAGCUGCAGCUCGUGAACUGGUACAGCCACCCGCAUGUGGGGCCCAUCCGCUCCAUCUCCUUCUCCAAAGCACCUCCCAGCGCCGCUGCAGACUACGCCAGCUCCUGCACCCUGGGCGGGCAGCCCUUCGUCGUCAGGAACUUUAUCCUUUCAACUGCUGAUGCAACAGUGUUCCACGUUGCAACAGAUGGGACAAAAUAUGAAAAACUCAUGGAGGAGCCCGAGAGAGCUGUGACGGCCAUCGCGUGUCACCCCAAGCAAGCACUCGUCGCGGUGGGGAGUCACUGCGGGCUGCUGCGGGUGUGGGACUACGAGCAGAGCACGUGCCUCGUUAGCAGGAUAUUCGUUGGGGGCAGCAUCCAGAGCCUGUGCUACAGCCCCAAAGGUCACCUCCUGGCAGCCGGCUUUGCCGACGGGACCGUUCACAUCCUCGACGCGAUUUCUCUCUGUUCCAUCUGCCAAGAGUUCAAGUUCUCGCACGGCCCCGUGACUCACAUGAGCUUCUCGCACGAUUCCGAGUACCUCGCGACCGCUGACGAGAACCUGGCGGUGACGGUUUACAGAGGGGUCCUGCGGACGGGGCAGCGGUGCUGGGAGCACCUGGCGGGGCUGCACGCCCACGCGCGGCGCAUCCGCGGCGUCCUCUUCGGCGUGCAGCUCGACAGCGACGAGCCCCGGCUGCUGAGCCUCGCCGAGGACAGGCAGCUGGUUGAGUACGACCUCAGCAGCAGCAGCAAGGGCCACUUGGCCGUCCUGCGCCGGGACCGCGUAGAGCAGGCGGCCAUGCCGCUCUGCCUGGCCUGGUACCCGCAGCUCGGCGCCGAGUCCUUCAUCCUCACCGCCAACAGCUGCUACAAGAUGAAGCUCUACAACACCACGACCAAAAUGUGCAGAAAGACUGUUUUGGGACCAACCUAUGGCUCCCCUCUGGAGAAGAUGCAAAUCCUCCCAACAAACCUGACGGACCCCCAGAAGCGCUACCUGGCUUACAUCACGAAGGACAAGGUCGGCGUGCAGAUUUUGCCUGCUGACGGGAACCCCCACAAGUCCUCCGCCUUCAUCUGCCACCCGGACGGCGUGGCCGACCUCGCCAGCUCCUACGACGGGCGCUACCUCUUCACGGCCGGCGGGGACGACCGCACGGUGAUGCAGUGGGAGGUCAACCUGCCGGCUCUGGAUGCCGCCGUUUCGCUGGGCGGGCAGGACCUGGAGCCCUUCUACAACCUGCUGGAUGGCGGCAGGGACGGCGACUUCUUCAGGGAACUGGAGGACUAUUUUUACUAUGCACAGCUGCGCAGCCACGGCAUUGAUACGAUGGAGACCAGGCAGGUGUCAACGCACAUUCCCCUGGAGGAAAUUCCUUUUGUAAUGAGAGCAAUGGGAUUUUAUCCCUCUGAGGAAAAGAUUGAAGAAAUGAUAAAUGAAGUCAAGUUCAGCGAGUACGUGGAUAGUGGAAAACAAGUGACAAAAAUCAAUUUAGGGGACUUUAUCAAACUUUAUAUAAAUCAUCGACCUGCAUUCGGCUUGUCAAUGAAAAAAAUACGGAGAGCAUUUGAGGUCCUUGGUUAUGAUAAUGAGAAUGGAGAAAAAGUUAUCGACAGAGGAGACUUGCUCUUGCUGCUUCAGCGCAGAGGAGAGCACAUGACGGAGGAAGAGCUGGCAACCUGCCUGACCACCUUGCUGGGCACGAAUCCAGAGGGAGGAAUAUCCGAACCGGGCACCUGCGAUCCCUCAGGUGCAGCAGCCUCACUGGAAGAAGAAAUUCCAGAUGAAAUCACAGCAGAGAUAUUCACUGCUGACAUUCUUGGCUUACCUAUUCCUGAACCAAAGAACAAAACAGAAGAAAGAAAGGAACCUUUGAGCCCUGAAGGCUCAGAAUCGUAG
This is a messenger RNA of Tinamus guttatus (white-throated tinamou), 2586 nucleotides long. The record is from RefSeq and is a predicted model, not a curated record. Lineage: Eukaryota; Metazoa; Chordata; Aves; Tinamiformes; Tinamidae.